AUGGCUACUUCAAUCACUUUCUUCGUCGUUACAGUCACAUUUUUCAUUGUUAACUCUUGUGCUGCUAAUACAAAAAAGGUUUAUCAACCCAUGCAAUUCAGUUAUUUGGGUGGCACAGGCCCGGACAAGUGGGCAAGCCUGGACCCAAAAUUCGCUAUGUGUGCAAAUGGGAAAUCACAGUCUCCUAUUAACAUUGUGAAAGCCAAAGUAGUAGUUGACAAGAAGUUGAAGCCAUUGAUCAGAGAGUAUAAUUCUGCAAAUGUUACUUUGGUUAACAAUAAAUUUAACGUCGCGGUGAUUUACCCUGGUAAUUGUGGAAAGUUGACUGUGGAUGGCAAGAAGUAUUCUUUGAAGCAAAUGCACUGGCAUUCCCCUUCUGAGCAUCGAAUUGAUGGCGAACAAUUUGCAGCAGAGCUUCAUCUGGUGCACUUAGCCGAUGAUGGUAGUGUUUCAGUUGUGAGCAUCCUUUUCCGGUUAGGACACCCCGAUCCUGUUAUCGAGAAGAUACAAAACAAAUUAAGUGAACUGGCAAAGGAGGUUCAUACAAGUAAUGAGAAAGCUCCAAUUACAGUGGGACCCUUUCAUCCCACAGAAGUGAGGAAAAAUGGCCACAAGUAUUACAAAUACGUUGGUUCUUUUACAACUCCUCCAUGCACUGAAAAUGUUACAUGGAUCAUACAUGCCAAGGUGAGGUCAAUCUCGAAAGGACAAGUUGAGACUCUAAAAGCUCCACUCGAUAUGAGAUGCAAGAACAAUAAUAGACCAGUGCAAGAAAGCAAUGGACGCCUCGUGGAGCUAUACGAGGAGCAGUCAAACCAUUUAUAG
Messenger RNA from Fraxinus pennsylvanica, 825 nucleotides. The record is from the annotation of a GenBank genome assembly. NCBI's taxonomy places the organism in Eukaryota, Viridiplantae, Streptophyta, Magnoliopsida, Lamiales, Oleaceae.